UGUUUGCAAGUCUAUAUUUGACUUUAUUCAGAAUGGUUGUCCUUUAGGUGCAGCACUAGAUUUAACUUCAGGCAUUGCAACUGGCAAGGACUCUGUUGAUUCCAUUUCUUGUGAGUCUUCAUUGUAUUGGGCAAGCUAAGAUGUGAGUUUAGAACUUUUAGAUAUGCUACCAAGGACAAGUGUUGGAGAUGGUUUCCGUGUUAGUUUGUCGAGUACACCUAGCAAUUCAAGCGGAGGAUCUGAUCCAGAUGACAUAGAGUCACUAGGUGAUGUUUACAUAUGGGGAGAGGUUUUGGCAGAUGGUGUUUCACCUGAUGGGAGUGGAAUUCAGGUCCCUUCUAAAACAGAUGUGCUUAUUCCUAGGCCUUUAGAGUCAAAUGUUGUUCUUGAUGUUCAUCACAUUGCAUCUGGUGCACGCCACGUUGCUAUAAUAACCAGGCAAGGAGAGGUUUUUACUUGGGGAGAAGAAUCUGGGGGAAGACUUGGUCAUGGAAUUGAUAAAGAUUUUGGCCACCCCAAUCUAGUUGAGUUUCCGGAAGUUUGUAAUUUCGAUUUUGUUGCAUGUGGAGAGUAUCAUACAUGUGCUGUAUCUAAAUCUGAUGAUCUUUUCACUUGGGGUGAUGGUACACAUAAUGCUGGACUUCUUGGCCAUGGUACUGAGGUUAGCCACUGGAUACCAAAGAGGAUGAAUGGCCCUUUGGAAGGACUUCAAGUUGUAUCUGUUGCAUGUGGCACAUGGCAUUCAGCAUUGGCAACCUCUAAUGGAAAGCUGUUUACCUUUGGUGAUGGAACAUUUGGUGUCUUGGGUCAUGGAGAUCAAGAGAGUGUGUGGUAUCCAAAGGAGGUACAAUUAUUAAGUGGACUAAAGACUAUUAAGGUUGCAUGUGGAGUAUGGCACACUGCAGCUAUUGUAGAGGUUAUGUUUCAGUCUGGUUCAAGUGUUUCCCCAUGGAAGCUCUUCACAUGGGGUGAUGGGGACAAAUAUCGUUUGGGUCAUGGAAACAAGGAAACAUACCUUCAACCAACCAGGGUCUCUCCACUUACUGAAUAUAAUUUCCACCAGAUAGCAUGUGGGCACACCAUGACUGUUGCUCUCACUACAUCUGGUCAUGUCUUUACAAUGGGAGGCACUGAACAUGGUCAAUUAGGAAAUCCUACUUCUGCUGGAAAAGUACCUACUCUAGUCCAAGAUAAGUUGCUAGGUGAGUUUGUUGAUGAGAUAUCAUGUGGAGCACAUCAUGUUGCUGUCUUGACAUCUAGAAGUGAACUUUAUACAUGGGGAAGAGGUGCAAAUGGAAGAUUGGGGCAUGGAGACACAGAAAAUAGGGAUUCUCCUAAGUUGGUGGUAGCCUUAAAAGAUAGGCAUGUAAAAAAUAUAUCAUGUGGCUCAAAUUUUACAUCUUGUAUAUCCAUCCAUAAAUGGGUCACUGGAACUGACCAAUCUGUUUGCACUGGAUGUAGACAAGCAUUUGGUUUAACAAGAAAGAGGCACAAUUGUUAUAAUUGUGGUUUAGUUUAUUGCCACUCUUGUAGUUCUAGAAAGGUAUUGAAAGCAGCAUUGGCACCAAGACCAGAAAAACCUCAUCGUGUAUGUGAUACUUGUUAUGCUAAGAUUAAAGUUGUUGAGGCUUCUAGUGCUUCCAAGUUAAAUAGAAAAGCUACUCCUUCUCAUUAUUCAACAAAUGGUAGUGAAAGAUUAGGCAAGGGAGUAGUAAGGUCUGUGAGAACUCUCUUUUCUCCACACACUGAACCAGUGAAGUACCUUGAGAUAAGGAAUAGUAAGCCUGGAAGCAAAUGUGAUUCUACUUCCUUUGUCCGAGCUUCUCAAGUUCCAUCUCCUUCACAGUUGAAAGAUAUUGCAUUUCCAAGUGCACUGAGUUCUAUUCAAAGUGUUUUGAAGCUUGCUAUACCUCCAAUUCCAUCACCAAUUGAACCUGCUAAUUCAAGACCCUCAUCCCCACAUACAAGAAGACCAAGCCCUCCUCGUUCUUCCAGUCCUAGAUUUUCUGGAAGUCUUAUCGAAAGUUUGAGAAAGAAAAGUGACCUUUUGAACCAAGAACUCUCAAAAUUGCAGAACCAAAUUCAAAGUUUGGAGCAGAGAAGUGACAUGCAAGAUUGGGAAAUUCAGAAGCUUCAGAGAAAGGCUACGGAAGCUACUGCCAUGGCUGCAGUGGAAUCUUCUAAUUUUAGAGUAGCAAAAGAAUUUAUUGAAUCUACUACAGAUAAGUUGAAGGAAAUGACUGAGAAGCUACCACCAGAAAUUCCACAAAGUAAAAUUUUGAGCACCAUACAUACUAGAGCUGAAGAUUUUUUAAAAGAAAUUUCAGAAGCUGAAACAUCUUCCUCACCAUCAAAGGAAGAGUCUGCGCAACAUAAGGCAUCUGAUAUACCUGCCUCAGAAAGUGGCACUUCUGAUUUGCAAGAACACAGACUAGAAGAAAAUGUUGAUGCUGCAGUAGAUGACCCUUGUCAAGAUGGAGGAAAUUUUCUUGAAGAAAGUAAUGGAUCAAAAUUGGAGUCUGAGCCUCGAAAUGUACCUGAUAUACCUGCCUCAGAUAGUGGCACUUCGGAAUUGCAAGAACACAAACUGCUAGAAGAAAAUGUUGAUGCAGCAGGAGUUGACCCUUUUCAAGAUGGAGGUAAUUUCCUUGAAGAAAGUAAUGGAUCAAAGUUGGAGUAUGAACAACAAAAUGCACCUGAUAUACCUGACUUGGAUAGUGGCACUUCUGAAUUGCAAGAACAAAGAUUACAAGAAAAUGUUGAUGCUGUAGGAGUUGACCCUAAUCAAGAUGGAGGAAAUUCUAUUGAAGAAAGUAAUGGAUUAAAGUUGGAGUCUGAGCAACAAAAUGCACCUGAUAUACCUGCCUCAGAUAGUGGCACUUCUGAACUGCAUGAACACAGACUAGAAGAAAAUGCUGACCCUGCAAGAGUUGAUCAACCUCAGACUGGAGGACAUGUCCUUCAAAAAAGUGAUGGAUCAGCUGUGUCUAGUACUGGAACAGCAAUGCCGCCACAAAACGUGGAAAAUGGUUCAAGAUCACUGGAUUCUUCAAGACUUGGUAGACAAGGAGAAACACAAGUCAUUGAACAAUUUGAACCUGGUGUUUAUGUGAUACUCAUGCUGCGGCCUGAUGGUAUCAAAGUUUUUAGAAGAGUUAAAUUCGGCAAGCGAAGGUUCACUGAAACUCAAGCACAAGAAUGGUGGAACCAAAACAAAGGUAGGGUUCUUAGGAAAUACAGUCUAUCACAUCAAAAGCUAACAACUGGAUCAUCUAACAUCACACCACAUGCCAAAGAAAAAAUUGAGACAUCGCCUUCAUAAACUUAAAUUUUGUCUUCAUAUAUAGGCAAC
This is a messenger RNA of Gastrolobium bilobum, 3352 nucleotides long. Its product is annotated as PH, RCC1 and FYVE domains-containing protein 1-like. The transcript has 4 exons. Gene Ontology annotation, molecular function: metal ion binding. The coding region runs from base 164 to 3322 and encodes 1052 amino acids. NCBI's taxonomy places the organism in Eukaryota, Viridiplantae, Streptophyta, Magnoliopsida, Fabales, Fabaceae. The record is from RefSeq and is a predicted model, not a curated record.